CUUUUGUCCCCGGCCACGCCCCCAUCUCCUGGCGGGAAAAGGAAGGAGCUCCAUCCCCGAUGGCGUCAGACGAGCGCGAGACGCUGCUGAGGCUGCAGCAGGCGCUGGUGGAGGACGAGUUCGAGGCCUUCAAGUUCCUGCUGGGGGGGCAGCUGCCGCUGAGCCGCCUGCACCCCGCCACACGCCCCGAGCUCUGUGCCCUGCUCCUACAGCACUUCCCUGGCCGCGCACUGCUUGUGGCCGCUGCCGUCCUCCGGCAGCUUGGCCGCCACGACCUCCUCCGGCAGUAUCAGCUCCCCGAGGAGGACGAGGCCCCAGGCAGCCUUGGCGAGACUGGCGGCGGAGCUCAGGGUGCUGCAGAUGGUCGAGAUGCUGCAGGGGCUCAGAGUCCUGGAGGCGCUCUGGGUGCUGGAGGUGCUCCGGAUGCUGGAGGCGCUCCAAAUGCUGGAGGUGCCCGGGAUGCUGGAGGCCGCCCCCCCCGGGUGCUGACGGAGCAGGACCUGCUGCUGGUGGCACAGAGGCUGGGCAGCGAGUGGCAGGAGGUGGGCAUCGCCUGCCUGGGGCUGCCACAGAGCCGCCUCGAGCAGAUCGGCGAGGAGCGGCCGCAGCGCACCGUGCUGCGCGCCUUCGAGAUGCUGCGUGAGUGGCGCCGGCGGCAGCAGGGGGGGGCCACGGCCCCCCGGCUGCUGGACUGUCUGCGCGGCGCCCCCGUGGACCCCGAGGUGCUCGAGCUCCUGCAGGGCAUGUAGGGGGGGUGCAGCCGGGGGGGUCCUGGCCGUGCUCAGGCCUGUUUUAUGCUGGGACCAGCA
This is a messenger RNA of Oxyura jamaicensis (ruddy duck), 809 nucleotides long. RefSeq lists its product as uncharacterized. Gene Ontology annotation, molecular function: protein binding. The coding region runs from base 60 to 749 and encodes 229 amino acids. Gene Ontology annotation, biological process: signal transduction; regulation of apoptotic process. Lineage: Eukaryota; Metazoa; Chordata; Aves; Anseriformes; Anatidae. The transcript is spliced from 3 exons. The record is from RefSeq and is a predicted model, not a curated record.